This is a messenger RNA of Dendrobium catenatum, 510 nucleotides long. RefSeq lists its product as uncharacterized. The transcript has a single exon. NCBI's taxonomy places the organism in Eukaryota, Viridiplantae, Streptophyta, Magnoliopsida, Asparagales, Orchidaceae. Bases 1 to 510 code for a protein of 169 amino acids. The record is from RefSeq and is a predicted model, not a curated record.
AUGGUACAGGCUCUGAAGCUAAAAACCACGAAGAACUCCAACCCGUACAAAAUUAGCUGGGUCAAGAAGGGCGUUGAAAUGACAGUAACGGAGCUAUGUAAAGUGACAUUCUCUAUCGGGAAACACUAUGUUAGUGAAGUUUUAUGUGAUGUCCUAGACAUGGACGUGUGUCACAUUAUUUUGGGGAGACCGUGGCAGUACGAUGUGGGAGCUACCUAUGACUGUAGAGCCAACACAUACUCGUUUGAUUGGAAGGGUCGGCGACUGCGAUUGGUUCCGCACAACUACAGUUCAUCAAUAGAAUCUCCAAAAAAAGGUAAUGCCCUGUUUGCUGUAUUUGCCAAUGCAUUGUUGAAUGCAUGGAGAGAAUCUACUAGCCUGAUGGCUUUGAUAGUAAAGGAGAUCUCUCCGAUUACUGUUGGGAAGGAGAUGCCGGCUGCUAUAGCUGAAUUGCUGAAAAGAUUUUCAGAUAUAUGCACUGAGAAAAUACCAACCGAGCUGCCACCUUGA